AUGGCAUUAAUAUGUGCCAGAAAGUUUUUAGACUUUUCAAUACUAAUAUUAAUAAUGUUUGUGAUGACUGUGCGAAGCAUUGGAAAUGUUCAACCAAUUCCUUCCCGUGAGAGUGAACGAUGGAAGGGCAGCGAUUUACAAAAAACUGGUUCAAGUUCGUUGUUACCCGAAUAUUAUGAUCCUCCAUAUGGACAUCGGAAAGAUUUUAUUACUUCUAGUUAUGAGGACAAAUAUUCGAGUAAUAAUCCUGUAUUUCCUAGCAAAACUAGGCAAGGAUUCUCGCCUUUUAGUAGUGGCAACUUUUAUGCCCCAGUAGGGUCGUAUGAUCGAAGACCAUUUAUGGGUGUUACACGACCAAUUGAAUAUGGUGUGCCAGAUUUUGAAAAUCAUUAUGACAACUCUCUACAAGGUCAAGGUUAUGGCUUGAACCAUUUAUAUGGUGCCAAAGAUUUUUCAAGAUCGCUAUGGAUACCAUUGGCUGGUGCUGCAUUAUUAGGAAUAGCGGCAGCAUUGGUUGCCAAUCCCGUGUUAUUACAUUUUGGAGUAACUGCAGGGAAACGAAAACGCAGAGAAAUCACAGAAAAGAAUGCACAUGAUUUAGCAUAUCGUGCAUACAUACGACGUACAAGGCUUGUGCAAUAG
Molecule: messenger RNA, 642 nt
Organism: Anopheles nili
Lineage: Eukaryota; Metazoa; Arthropoda; Insecta; Diptera; Culicidae
Exons: 3
Coding region: 1-642 (213 amino acids)
Source: RefSeq, a predicted model, not a curated record